Pyrenophora tritici-repentis Pt-1C-BFP is the source of this 2131-nucleotide messenger RNA. Lineage: Eukaryota; Fungi; Ascomycota; Dothideomycetes; Pleosporales; Pleosporaceae. The record is from RefSeq and is a predicted model, not a curated record.
GUUUUGCUCCGAUUCUUCUCCUCUCACCCCUUCAACACCAUGGCGCAACUCGACACGCUGGACAUUCUCGUCUUGGCCGCACUCUUGGUCGGCACGGUUGCCUACUUCACAAAGGGCACCUACUGGGGCGUCACCGCAGACCCCUAUGGCAGUUCGCUGAGUGUGGCCAAUGGCGCCGCAAAGGCUGGCAAGUCACGCAACAUAAUAGAGAAGAUGGAGGAGACGGACAAGAACUGCGUCGUCUUCUACGGUAGCCAGACUGGUACUGCCGAAGACUAUGCCUCGCGCAUAUCCAAGGAGGGGUCUUCCCGCUUCGGCCUCAAGACCAUGGUCGCCGACUUGGAGGAAUACGACUUUGACAACCUCGACACCUUCCCCGAAGAUAAGCUCGCUGUCUUCGUCCUGGCCACGUACGGCGAGGGCGAGCCCACCGAUAACGCUGUCGAAUUCUACGAGUUCCUUGGUUCCGAAGAUGUCUCCUUCUCCGAAGGUGGCAGCAUCGACGAUAAGCCCCUCUCAAAGCUCAACUACGUCGCUUUCGGUCUUGGAAACAACACAUAUGAACACUACAACUCCAUGGUUCGCAACGUCGACAAAUACUUGACAAGGCUUGGUGCUACCAGACUGGGCGCUGCUGGCGAGGGCGACGAUGGUGCUGGUACAAUGGAAGAGGACUUUCUCGCCUGGAAGGAGCCCAUGUGGGCUGCUGUUGCUGAAAAGAUGGGCUUGGAAGAGCGCGAGGCUUCAUACGAGCCCGUCUUCGACGUCAGGGAGAAGCCAGAACUUUCUGCCGAAGAUGAUACUGUCUACCUGGGCGAGCCCAACAAGAACCACCUCGAGGGCAACCAAAAGGGUCCUUUCAACGCCAACAACCCCUUUAUCGCCCCCAUCGUCGAAUCCGCCGAGCUUUUCAAUGCCCCCAACCGAAACUGCCUGCACAUGGAGAUUAGCAUCGCUGGCUCCAACCUGUCCUACACUACCGGUGAUCACAUCGCCAUCUGGCCCAACAACGCUGGCAAGGAAGUCGAUCGGCUGUUCAAGGUCCUCGGAAAGGAGGACAAGCGUCACACCGUCAUCGCUGUCAGAGGUCUUGACCCCACUGCCAAGGUCCCCUUCCCUUCGCCGACAACCUACGAUGCCGCCGUCCGUUUCCACAUUGAAAUCAACGCUGCUGUAUCCCGUCAACUCGUUUCUGUAAUGGCUCAGUUCGCACCCAACGAUGAUAUCAAGGCUGAAUUGGUGAAACUUGGUAGCGACAAGGACUACUUCAAGGAGCAAGUCACCGAUCGCAACCUGAACCUGGGACAGCUCCUCGAGAUUGUUGGCAAGGGCGUAACGUGGGACAAGAUUCCCUUCAGCUUCUUGUUUGAGACCAUGGUCAAGAUUCAACCCCGCUACUACUCCAUCUCUUCAUCUUCGCUGGUCCAGAAAGACAAGAUCUCUAUUACUGCUGUUGUCGAAUCCAUCGAGAAGCCCGGUGCACCAUAUGCCCUCAAGGGAGUCACUACCAACUAUCUUCUGGCGCUGAAGCAAAAGCAACAUGGCGACCCCAACCUGGAUCCGCAUGGCCUAGACUACGCUAUCACGGGACCGCGCAACAAGUACGAUGGUAUCCACGUCCCGGUACAUGUCCGCCACUCAAACUUCAAGCUCCCCUCAGAUCCAUCAAAGCCUAUCAUCAUGGUUGGUCCUGGUACUGGUGUCGCACCUUUCCGUGCUUUCGUCCAGGAGCGAGCCGCGCAAACAAAGGCCGGACAAACUGUGGGCAAGACCAUUCUUUUCUUCGGAUGCAGAAAACAAUCAGAGGACUUCAUGUACGCCAAGGAGUGGGAGCAAUAUAAGGAUAUCAUGGGCGACAACUUCGAAAUGCAUACUGCCUUUUCGCGAGACGGCCCUAACAAGGUCUACGUUCAGCACAAGCUUGAGGAGGCGGGCGAAGAGGUGAACAGGCUGCUCGAGCAAAAGGCCUACUUCUACGUCUGCGGUGAUGCCGCACACAUGGCCCGUGAAGUAAAUGUCCUACUCGGCAAGAUCAUCUCCAAAUACCGCAAUGUACCAGAGACAAAGGGAGAGGAAAUUGUCAAGGCAAUGAGGGCGUCGAAUCAAUACCAGGAAGAUGUUUGGUCAUGAU